Messenger RNA from Oncorhynchus mykiss (rainbow trout), 3090 nucleotides. RefSeq names its product dnaJ homolog subfamily C member 18. Gene Ontology annotation, cellular component: endoplasmic reticulum membrane. Gene Ontology annotation, biological process: cellular response to misfolded protein. Gene Ontology annotation, molecular function: Hsp70 protein binding. The record is from RefSeq and is a predicted model, not a curated record. Lineage: Eukaryota; Metazoa; Chordata; Actinopteri; Salmoniformes; Salmonidae.
CUUUUCUACUUUCAUCUCGGGGAGUUUUUUUAGAACGUUUAAAAUAUUCCGUACCCCGGAAGUGAUUGGUUAGUGUUGUGGUAACCUGAAACAAAUCACACCAGUUCUAUAAUGUCGGUAUUACAUUUCUCAGUCAUGCACGGAUUUGUACUACUUCAGUUUUGUAUGUCGACUUGAAUAGGCACGCUUGCACCCGUGUUCGUGUCUGAAUUGUGGCAGUCGUCAUCAUCGCUAUGAUACCUGAUAGUUACGGCGAAAUAUCGUAGCUAACCGAUUGCUGGCUAGCUUAGCUAACGUUAGCUUGUUAUCUGGAUGUAAACAAAGCUAGUUCGUUACCGUUAAUUGAGUUGACAUACAACGUCCAGGUAAUUCUGAACAUAAGAUUGCUAGCUUAACUAAAAUCUUACAAUUUCAGGCAGUCAACCGCAAUUGUGUUGCUAGCGUACUGUAACUAAUUGGGGUUGCAGGCCUCUGUGAGAACAAGUUAACGGUAAAAAGCUAGCUACAGUAGCUAGCUAUCGAACAGCUGUCAAAAUGGAUAGAGCGGAAUCAGAUCGGUUGAUAGAGAAAGCAAAGCUGUGCUUGCGGUCAGGGCGGAGAGAAAGGGCCCUUCAACUGUUGUAUGAAGCCCAGAAAAUAUUUCCCAGCACUCGGGCCAGAGUGCUGAUUGAUGCCAUAGUGAGGAAUGGAAGCUCUGCUGCUCCAGAGGAGCCCCACAUACCCCCACCGCGUGGCUUUCGAUCCAAUGAAGAGGACGGGGAUCGAGAGGAAGCGCGCAAAGGGGCCAACGAGGAGAAGAAGACCUACACAGAGGAUCAGCGUCAGGGUGUUCUCAGGAUAAAGAAAUGCAAGGACUUCUAUGAGAUCCUGGGCGUUCCUAAAGACUCUAGCGAUGAAGAUCUGAAGAAGGCAUACAGGAAGCUGGCACUGAAGUUCCACCCUGACAAGAACUGUGCCCCGGGAGCCACAGAUGCAUUUAAAGCCAUAGGCAAUGCGUAUGCAGUGCUGAGCAAUGCUGAGCAGCGUCAUAAGUAUGACCAGUACGGAGAGCAGGCUCCCUCUGAGAGCACCACCCACUCCUCAGCCCAAGCUCGCCACGGACACUACCGCAACUUCAACAGGAACUUUGAGGCUGACAUCUCCCCUGAAGAGCUUUUCAAUAUCUUCUUUGGAGGAAGAUUUCCCACAGGCAACAUCCAUGUGUACACAAACAGAGGCGCCACCUACUCUAACUUCUACCAGCCUCGUCGGCGACGUGCAUAUGAGAGGCGCGAUGAGGAAGUGGAGGAGAACCGCAGUCCGAACACCUUCACUGCCUUCCUGCAGCUUCUUCCUGUGCUGGUGCUGAUCCUCAUAUCUGUUGUGACCCAACUGAUGGCCACCAACCCUCCCUACAGUCUCUUCUACAAACCGGCCAUGGGUCUGGUGGUCUCCCGGGAGACCCAGAAUAUGGGUGUGCCCUACUACGUGGACAAGGGCUUCCAGAAGGAGUACAGUGGGGAGUCCCUGGAGGAGCUGGAGAAAACCAUAGAGAGUGACUACAUUGAACACCUGCAGAGCAGCUGCUGGAAGGAGAAACAGCAGAAGUCGGACUUGGCGAACCUUGCCCAACUGUACCGUGAUGACAGGCUGAAGGCGAAGGCUGAGUCUCUAAAGCUGGACAACUGUGACAAGCUGUACCGUUUUGUGGGCCGACAGAGAGGAGAAUGAGGGGCUUAAGACAGGAGGAGAGGGAGGCAUCUCUUUGCAGCUGGGAAUUUGACACUACUCGUUUUAAAAUUUUAAUUUUAUUUAUUUAUUCAAAAUCGGGUCACUUUUUUUUUUUUGAAGAAGAAGAAUUGUCUCUUCUCUCUGGUUAGAGCACCGUGGCAGCCAAAGCCAUUUUGAAUUGAAACAUUGUGCCUUCUCUCCUCUCGGAUGGAAGAAAGUGGAGGAGCAUGUACUGUAAGCUGCCAAGCCUGGCUCUUUGUAGAUAACAUGAAGCCCUGCCUGGCUGGCUCUGGGAUUGUUGUAUUGAUGUACAGGAGCCUUGUUUCUACUUCCUUACAUUAAGGAAUAUGGGCUUGCUUACAAGGUUUGAGAAUAUGGUUCUGUUCAUACGUACACUUUCUGUUAGUCACCUGUUUGAAGCAUGUUUAGUACUGGUGGGUUACUCAUUUUUAUCUGGAUUUCUGUGGCGUGGGUUACAUUUGAGUAUAUUGAGUAGGUAUUGGGAAAGAGCAUAGCUAGAGCCGUGACUUAGUUUUGAACUGGGAAGAACGUUUUAAUUGCGAAGGCAGGCAAGGUUCAGAUACAGAGGCAAACGAUGUGAGAGAUUCUAUUUGAAAAGACCGCUCUAUAGGGUCUUAAACUGUGAAGGAGAAAUGUGUAGAUUUGUCACGCCUGCUCGUUAGAGAAACAAAGCAAGGCAAGAGCUAUACAUCUCUAGCGUAUUAGAUCCACGUACAAUUUAACUGCGGAUCUCUGUUUUAUGCGAAGACCGAUGCGUUGAUCCCUUUUUUUUUUUCUCCUUUUCAUUUGCCGUGCAUUAAGACUUUGCCAGACAGCGUUGCUGUUAGUUGUAUUUAUUGUCCGUUAUUUGGUAAUUUCCUUCUCGAGCACAUUUUUGAUGCUGUUUAAUUCUGAGCCCGAUGUCCCUAUUCCCUGAUGCAUGCAUAGUUGAUCCAGGUUUUUGUGUUACACAUCAGGUGCUCAGUCGGCCGCUACACCGCAACUCUCUGUGAAGGACUAUUAUUAAGAGCAAUCCACACAUCCUGCCCAUUUCAUGUAAUCGACUAACUUUACUAAAGAGCUUUUAAACAUGCUUUAGUUUGGGUUUCUCCAAAAGGAACAGUUGUUUCAGUAAUAGUUUCAAUCUUCUAAUGCUUGACCUUUCAUUUUAGUCAGAUCAUAAAUCCAGCAGACGGAGGGUUAACGGCCAAACUAGUGGCAGACCGACAGGAUGGGGCUGGGGGGGGCGUUAAACGGAUUACAGAUUAGACCUGAUGUUAACUGGAAACCUAGUGGUCCCUUGGCUAAACUCUGGUGUCCCGUUGAUUUGUGCUGCCAGAGCAGGUUUUCAAGCUGGUUGAAUAAAAUCUUAAAACAAUC